CUGCCUCCCACGUGGGGGAAGCUGUCUGGCAGGGGGUGGAGAGAAAAUGGCUGCCGUGGGAAGCGCUGCGGUGACCUCCCUAGGCCUACAUUUCCAGGCUGUGCUGGAGCAAGGGGCCCAGCCCGGAAGGAAAGCGGGAGGACAGGACGACCCGACCAGCCCCAAGCCAAGCAAGGACGCCAGAAGGGCAGGCCAAGCGCUCGAGGUGGGGGUGGCCAAGGAGCUCCUGCCGUGGGCAGCCCCUCAGCAGGUGAAGCAGGAGCCAGCCGAAGGGAUGCCGCAGGCCUGGGACGGCCCGUGGCAGGAGUUCCUGAAGGCGGUCCAGUCGCCUCACCCCGGAUGGGGAAACCCACAGCUGCCCGCCCCCACGCCGUGGGAAGAGAACAGCAAGGCAUUUGCCAGCCCCUUUGAGGGCGCCGGCGAUGCUUGGAUAUGGCCGAGGGGGGACUGGGCGGCACGGCCCUUAACAGGAGAAGUGCAACAGCCCUCCCACAGCCCGGAGGCUGGAGACAGGGGAGACGGCGGGAAGUUGAAGGCGGAGGUCUCGAGGCUGGGCGCCGAGGCCCAGCGCCGGCGUUUCCGGCAGUUCUGCUACCGGGAGGCCGAGGGCCCCCGCGAGGCCUGCCUCCGACUUAGAGCCCUUUGCCGCCAGUGGCUGGAACCAGAGAGACGCACCAAGGAGCAGAUCCUGGAGCUUGUGCUCCUGGAGCAGUUCCUGGCUGUCCUGCCCACGGAGAUGCAGGGCUGGGUCCGGGAAGGCGGUCCAGGGACCAGCUCCCAGGCGGUGGUCCUGGCGGAGGAGUUCCUGAGGAGGCAGCGAGAGCCCAAGGACUGGGAGCAGCAGGUGUCACGACCUUUUCCGGAAACGCCUGGGAACGUCCCCAAGGCAGAACGGGUCCCAUCAGGCAGUGGGCAAUGGCAAGUCUACCGAGAGGCCAAGCAGGAUAGUGAUGCAGAUAACAGUUCCCUGGCAGGAGAGGGGUGGGUGAGUGAGAACGAGGAGGAGAAACCUCAACUGAAAUGUUCGGAGAAAAUGGAGCCGUCCGGGGCCUUUGGAGAGACGGCUUUUCUGUGCCAGGAACAGCUGGACGCUUUUGAGAAUGAACGCAAAUCGGAGAAUCGGUACGACGGCCACUUAGGGGAGGGAGAGUGUAAACCGGUUUCUUGUCCUGGACUCGGGCGGGAAUUUGGCGAAACCAUUGCCCAGGAGAGGAUCCACAAGGACCGGAGGAAAAAAGUCUGUACCGAGUGUGGGAAGUCAUUUGGCCGGAGCUCCGACCUCCUUAAACAUCGGAGAACCCACACUGGGGAGAGGCCAUUCCAGUGCCUCCAUUGCGGGAGGAGCUUCAGUGACCGCUCCAACCUCAUUGCACACCGGAGAAUUCACGCCGACAAGAAGCCCUACCAGUGCUUGGACUGCGGGAAAAGCUUUUGUCAGAACUCCUACCUGGUCCGCCACCGGAGGACUCACACAGGCGAGAAGCCGUACAAGUGCUCCUAUUGCGGCCGGGGUUUCAGCGACAGCUCCAACCUGGUCGUACACAAGAGGACCCACACGGCGAGCGACAAGCCAUACCGGUGUCCGGAUUGCGGCCGGAAGUUCAGUGAACCCUCGCUCCUGGGCCGGCACCAGCGGAUGCACGCGAAAGAGAGGCCGUACAAUUGCUCGGACUGCGGGAAGACCUUCCGCCACCGCUCGGAUCUCGUCCGACACCGGAGGACCCAUACGGGGGAGAAGCCGUUCACAUGCCUCGACUGCGGCAAAAGCUUCAGCCAGAGGUCCCACUGCAGCACGCACGAGAGAAGGCACAUGAGGCAGAAACUGUACCCGCAACACUCAGAUAAUGGGAACAGCUUUGCCGGGGCCGAGAUCGGGCUUCCUGUGAAGGAUGAAACGGCCGAAACUGCUCAAAGGCUUGUGACCCAGAAGGACAUGAGAAUGGGGCACAUGUGCGUCCUUCUCCACACCGAGUGGGGUUACUUAUAGUCAAGCUUGUUUGUGAACGCAUGGUCACUUGGAGACAAUUCUUAACUCGCCGCAGGCGAGCGGCAGGGGGAGUUUUUAAAAAACGGAUUGUGUCUCUCUCUUUUUCUCUUCACUCUAUAAAGGACUAACAUAGCCUGCUUGCCCACAUAUACUC
Elgaria multicarinata webbii is the source of this 2141-nucleotide messenger RNA. RefSeq names its product zinc finger and SCAN domain-containing protein 21-like. NCBI's taxonomy places the organism in Eukaryota, Metazoa, Chordata, Lepidosauria, Squamata, Anguidae. The record is from RefSeq and is a predicted model, not a curated record. Gene Ontology annotation, cellular component: nucleus. The transcript is spliced from 4 exons. Gene Ontology annotation, biological process: regulation of transcription by RNA polymerase II. Gene Ontology annotation, molecular function: RNA polymerase II cis-regulatory region sequence-specific DNA binding; DNA-binding transcription factor activity, RNA polymerase II-specific. Bases 47 to 1987 code for a protein of 646 amino acids.